Ipomoea triloba (trilobed morning glory) is the source of this 1421-nucleotide messenger RNA. RefSeq names its product CBS domain-containing protein CBSX5-like. The record is from RefSeq and is a predicted model, not a curated record. The transcript has 2 exons. Bases 68 to 1096 code for a protein of 342 amino acids. Lineage: Eukaryota; Viridiplantae; Streptophyta; Magnoliopsida; Solanales; Convolvulaceae.
ACCCAAAAACCCCUUCGCCCAAAAUAAGCAACUAACCAAACACUCUUUUCUCUCUCUUUGUACUUGCAUGGCAACUGGGUUGUUGGGUCAUAAGGUAGCUGAUCUCUGCCUGGGCAAGCCGGCGUUGAGGUCGCUCUCCGUCGUGUCGGCCACCGUGGGAGAAGCCCUGGCGGCGCUCAACUCCGGCGAGGACGACGCCAUCAGCGUGUGGAGCUGCGACCACUCGGUCGGCGGCGAGAACAAAGAAGCAGGGUGCGUGUGCAUUGGGAAAAUAUGCAUGGUUGAUAUCAUCUCUUACCUUUGCGAAGUUGAGGAGAAUCUUUCUUCCCCUUCUUUGGGUCUCGCUGCACCACUCUCUGUCUUGCUCUCUCAGAUCCCUGGCCCCAUUCGCCACCUAGAACCUUCUUCUAGCGUAGUAGAAGCCAUUGAUUUGAUGGCCCAAGGUGUCCAGAACCUCGUAGUUCCUAUAGAGAGAGUAAGGUCAUCAUCCUCAAGAAGGAAAUUCCAUCUGCAAAAGAAAACACCUCCGGCGAUCACAACCCUUCACAACGCCCAGGAAUUCUGCUGGUUAACUCAAGAAGACGUAAUGAGAUACCUUCUAGGCUCAAUCGGCCUUUUCUCGCCUCUCCCGGCGCUCUCCAUUCACGCGCUGGGGAUAAUCGCCGCCGAAUUCUCCGCCGUCGGAUACCACUCGCCGGCGUCAUCAGCUCUGAAGGCCAUUCACCGCUCCCUCGCCGAUCAGACCUCGGUGGCGGUGGUGGACGACGACGGCGUUCUGAUCCGAGAGAUCUCCCCUUCCGCCCUCGCCGCCUGCGACGAGACGGUGGCCGCCGCUGUCGCCGCGCUCUCCGCCGGGGAACUCAUGGCCUACAUCGACGGCAAUUCCUCCAGCAGCCAGUCGUUGAGGAUGAGCAGAAGAGCGGAGGCCAUCGUGUGCCAUCCCGGCAGCUCUCUGGCGGCGGUGAUGAUUCAGGCCAUCGCGAAUCGUGUUAAUUAUGUUUGGGUGAUUGAGGAUGAUUGGAGCCUGGUCGGAAUUGUGACAUUUUCAAACAUCUUGGAGGUUUUUCGUCAGUAUUUGGAAGAAUCUGAGACCUAAACUUCGUCAGUUUAAUGUUAAGUUUGGUGUUUUCAAGGAACAUUGCUUUCUUUCUUUGAGUAUCACAACUCAACUUCAAAAGCAACAUUUUCAAUUUUUAUAGGAAGAGUUAGCAAUUUAGAUUUAAGGCAAAAACUCAGACCAUUUUACAGUCUUAAUUCGUGAGACGGAUUGAAUCUUGAUUAAUGAAGUCAAAGAGGACUGAGACUGUUCGAAUCUUGAUUAAUGAGGUCAAAGAUCUGAUCCAUAAGUGUUACUCUAGAUUUUAUUUUUGGAACUUAUUAAAGUGUGAAAUUAGAGUAUUAUUUGGAAGAAAUAAAAAGAU